GACAGGAGCUCAUAUUUGUACGAAAAGAAUAACAACAGCACAUUUAAUCUUCCAUGCUACUUGUAUGACAGCUGCGUUUUCACUCUCUCAGCUAUCUUGAGGGAUGAUCACACAGAGCUAAUUUUCAUAUGCUCAGGAUUUCCAGAUAGGAAUAUGUGUAUUGUAGUGGCUGUUUAUCUGAUUCAAUCACUAAUUGUGUGGGUAUUAACAUGAAUACAACAGGAAAGCAGCGUAUUUCACAGUUAGUACCAAUGAAGAGACACGCAAAGCUCAGUGGAUAAAAGGCUUGUAGUCCCAGCUGGGAAAAUAGUUCUAUUAUCUCCCAGCUGCAUAGACCUUCCAUACGGCUCUGUUCUGCCUCGAUGAACACUGUGGCUUGCUGAGAGCUUGAAACAGUUCUGCAGAAAAUUGUAAAGAUCCUGAGACAUUUCACUGUUAAGAUCUGAUAUCAAGGUAGUCACAGGAGGCCACCCUUUAUUUUCCACUGAUUGGAUGGGAGCAAUUUUUGACCUUGGAAAGUGGAGAUGGUGUUGCUAUGGAAACUAAUAAGUCUGCUGCCAUUCAUGAGCUGCAGCACAGAGGAAGAAACCCUUCAUGGUCUUAUUUUUAUCCAAGAGCCAUAUGACACCACUUACUCUGUGGCCUCAGCAAAUACAGAAAUCCUACUGAACUGUACAGCUAAAGGAUACCCACUCCCAUACUACAGGUUGGUUGGAGGCAGCUUAGCAAUCAAUAACCCACAUAAAAACCAGGAUAUUGGAACAUACCAGUGUUUGGCCACAAAUUCGUUUGGAACAAUUCUGAGCAGGACGGCAAAGCUUCAAUCUGCAUAUCUUGAAAAUUUUGAAACAAAACCAAGAAGCACAGUGUCAGUCAGAGAAGGAUAAGGAGUGGUUCUGCCCUGUGGUCCUCCACCACAUUACAGAGGCUUGUCCUAUACAUGGAUCUUCAACAAUAUCUUAUAUGUUCAGGAAGAUAGCUGCUGCUUUGUUUCUCAAGAAACCAGAAAUCUGUACCUUGUCAAAGUAGAGCCAUCAGAUGUGGGUAACUACACUUGGACUAACUCCAAAGCAGAUCAAAGUGUGCAGGGGCUACCCACUCCUCUCACUCUCCGCAGUGAUGGUGUGAUGGGGGAGUAUGAACCAAAGAUUGAAGUGCGUUUUCCAGAAACAACAUAUGCAGCAAAGGGCUCAUCUGUUAAACUGGAAUGCUUUGCCCUUGGAAAUCCUGUCCCUAGUAUUAGCUGGAAGAGGUCUGAUGUAAACUCAUUGACAAAUGAGCACAGCAAAACCAAAGGAGUUCUUGAAAUCCCAAAUGUUCAGCAAGAAGAUAAAGGCUCUUAUGAGUGCAUCGCAGGAAACAUUCGAGGAAUAAACAUUGCAAGAGGUCAAUUAUCUGUCUAUGCACUCCCUGAAUGGGAUAAAAAGAUCCAAAAUGCCUUUCUGUCUCUCUAUGACAGUUUAUUUUGGGAAUGUAAAGCUAAGGGAAAACCAAGCCCUUCCUACAGUCAGUUAAAAAAUGGCCAGCCACUCACACCAGAGGAAAGAAUUCAAAUAGAAAACGGAACUCUUAUCAUACCUAUGCUGAAUAUGUCAGACUCUUGCCUCAAUCAGUGCGUGGCAGAAAACAAGUGCGGCACUAUUUAUGCCAGUGUUGAGUUGCAAGUGAUAGCUGCAGUACCUGAUUUUUCCAAAAAUCCUGUGAAAAAAAAGUCUGUUGUUCAAAUUGGAGGUGAAGCUACAAUUGGGUGUAAACCAAGUGCUUCUCACAGAGCAGUUAUUAACUGGAGAAAAGGCCCAGAGAUUCUGCACCAGAACAAAAGGGUCAUCUUACUAGAGGAUGGCAGUCUCGGGCUCUAUAACAUCACCAAAUCAGAUGCCGGGGUGUACACCUGUAUAGCAACAAAUCAGUUUGGAGUUGCCAGAAAUUCAGGGAACCUGGUUGUGAAAGAAAGAACUGUAAUUACUAUUCCACCUUCUAAUAUGGACCUAACAGUUGGAGAAAGCAUAGUCCUUACAUGCCAGGUGUCUCAUGACCCCUCUGUCGAUGUGGUGUUCAUAUGGUCAUUCAAUGGCAGUAGAAUUGAUUUUAAUAGAGAAAUACAUCAUUUUGAAAGAACUGGGAAAGAGUCUGUCAGGGAUUUGAUGAUAAGAAAUAUUCAGCUACAUCAUUCUGGGAAAUAUGUACGCAGGGUACAAACAACUUUAGACAGUCAAUCUGCAACAGUAGAUAUAAUUGUGAGAGGCACCCCAGAUCCACCAGAAGAUGUUAAAGUUGAACAUAUUUCUAGCACUACUGCUGUGUUAUCCCGGAAGUCUGGAAUAGAUAAUAAUAGUCCAGUCCAGAUCUACAGUGUUCAGACGAGGACUCCUUUCUCAGUUGGAUGGCAGACAGUUUCAACAGUUCCUGAAGUCAUUAGUGGUAGGACUCACAAGGCAACAGUGGUUGAAUUAAGCCCUUGGGUUGAAUAUGAGUUUUGUGUGGUUGCCAGCAACAGUGUUGGAAUUGGGGAACCAAGCAGACAAUCAGCUCUACUGAAAACUAAAGCAGCAGUUCCUGCUGUGGCACCAACAAAUAUCAGUGGAGGAGGAGGAAGCCUCUCUGAGAUGGUGAUCACAUGGGAGCCAGUUUCAGAAGAGCUACAAAAUGGAGAAGGUUUUGGCUACAUCGUUAUGUUUCGUCAUCUUGGCUCAGCAAACUGGACAAAAGCAGUGGUGGCUUCAGUGGAAGCAAGCAAAUAUGUUUAUAGGAAUGAAAGCAUUAAACCUCUCUCUCCUUUUGAAGUGAAAGCUGGCGUCUACAACAAUGAAGGAGAAGGGACUCUGAGCUCCAUUUCCAUCAUCUACUCAGGGGAAGAUGAGCCACAGACAGCACCAGUGAGGGCUUUUGCACUGAGUAUUUCAAUGGCAGAGGUAGAGAUCUCCUGGAAGCCCAUCGCAUGGAACAGGCAAACAGGCAGGGUGCUGGGCUAUGGAGUUUUAUAUUGGACUGAUGAUCGCAAGGAAAGCACAGCUGGUAAAGUCAGAGUCAGGGGGAAUGUAACAGCCAAAAAUAUCACAGGACUAAAAGCUAACACAGUCUAUUUUGCAACAGUUCGAGCUUACAACACUGCAGGGUCUGGGCCUUCUAGCACCCCGGUAAAUGUCACCACUAAAAAGUCACCACCAAGUCAACCUCCGGCAAACAUUGCCUGGAAACUGACAAAUUCCAAAAUCUGUUUGAACUGGGAACAUGUAAAAACAAUGGAGAACAAAUCAGAGAUGCUAGGCUACAAAAUUUUGUAUAGACAAAACAGACAUAGCAAAACGCAUAUACUGGACAACACUUCAGCUGAAUUUCUGGUACCAUUUGAAGAAGAUUAUCUCAUAGAAAUAAGAACAGUCAGUGACAGUGGGGAUGGCAGCAGCAGUGAAGAAAUUAGGAUUCCAAAAAUAUCAAGUUUAAUCUCUGAAGCAAUAAAAUUUUCCCAAAGGGUAAACCAUAUAUUGACAUCUGGGGUCUUGCUAUUGAGUUCUAUUCUUAUAUAGUAAUUUCCUUGAUGAUUAAAAAAAUGCUCAGCCAUGGACUUUUAAAAAUAAGCCAUGUGUAGAUUUUAUCUUAAUACUUAACUGUGACCAACAUUCCUGAUAAACAGUGGGGAUGGUGGAGGGAGAAAGAAGUGGUCUAUUAUUAAGAAAACAUUAGGUAUCAAUAUUACAUUAAUUUUUAAAAAUAAGCUUUGAAAUUAAUGGAUAAAUGUAUAUGCAUUAAUUUAAUGGAGUGAUGCCAAAAGUAACUUCAGAUUGUAAGGAGAGUGAUCUCAAAUAUUUUACAAGCAGUAUUUCUAAUUGAAACUCCAGUAUAAUGGUACGUCAAACAUGAAAGACGUCUGACAAGCUGUUGUAACUGAGAAAAGAUUUGCAAUUGCUUGUGAUGUGGAUAUUAUUUAUCUCACUUUCUUCAAGGUAACCUGUAAAGAGAAAUAAAACAAAAAACACUUUCAAUUAAAAGCUAUUUGUUUACUUUUUGCACUUGUUUUAUUACAGAGAGUGCCAUACAAUGCAUUAAUAAAGUGUACUGUACUAUUUUUUCAGAAAAUGAAAACUUAAAUAAAAGAAAUUACAUGUA
Messenger RNA from Pezoporus occidentalis (night parrot), 4107 nucleotides. Its product is annotated as contactin-6-like. The record is from RefSeq and is a predicted model, not a curated record. Lineage: Eukaryota; Metazoa; Chordata; Aves; Psittaciformes; Psittacidae. Gene Ontology annotation, molecular function: cell-cell adhesion mediator activity. Gene Ontology annotation, cellular component: plasma membrane; axon. Gene Ontology annotation, biological process: axon guidance; brain development; cell-cell adhesion.